AUGGAGUUCAUCGAAAACCAGUAUUUGGACGAAAUCCGUUCGACCAUAAGAGCACGAAAGGUGCCAUGGGAAGGCUAUGUUCGGGCUGAAUUGCUGAAUGCUGAACAGGCGUCUCUGUUUAAAACUCUCGAAAAGUACCCAGUCGCCGAGUGGGUAAAACCAGUGUCCGAGAACCUCCAACAGUACGUGUCAACGACUAUGGCGCUCUUGAGCCCGCCUAGUAGAGACGAUGUUGUAAGAUACAUUGCACUCUUUGUUGGUGAUGUCAUUACAACGAUUCCGGAGUUCACUACUGAGCUCCUUGCCGAUUCCAGAUGCUGGCCCGCCCUGACUGCUUUGUUGACCAAACCCGACGAGCAGAUCACCAUUUUAACUACCCGUGUGCUUGCAGUCCUCGCCAACAGCCAGAUAGCUCCUGUCGAUGUAAUUGCUGAGCUGGUUGCCUUCCUUGGCGAUAAGUUUUUGACCUCGCCCAACACAAACCUCCAAGAUAUCGCCGUCCAAGAGUUGGCUUUGCUGGCCCAAACCAAGUUUUAUCGGCCUGUUAUUUGGGAGAAACGCAGUGUUAUUCUUCCCCAGAUAAUUCAGCUGGCCCAAAGCCCCCAAUUCGGCCUACAGGUCCAGUACUAUUCUCUGCUCCUGAUUUGGCUCAUUUCUUACGAUCGCACUAUUGCCAAAGGGUGUAUCAGCGAAUACAAUUCGGCACAAACACUUUUGGAAACUGCCAAAAUCUCAGUAAAGGAGAAGAUCGUCCGGGUAUCCGUUGCUACUCUGGCCAACUACGUUCGAUUUAGCCCGCACUCUGCAAUUCCUGCUAUCAUCUCUCAGCGCGGGUUGCAGAUUGUUAAUUUGCUCUCUGAGCGUAAAUGGGCGGACGAUGAGCUGCGUCAAGACGUCGAAACGCUCAAACAGCAGCUUACCGAUGCCUAUAACUCGAUGACCACAUUCGAUGAGUACUAUGCGGAACUCAAAACUAAGCGUCUCCUAUGGAGCCCUACUCAUCGCAGCGCCACAUUCUGGAAAACCUAUAUCGAAGAGUUCCGAAGCCAAGACUGGGCGGUUCUCAAGCAACUCGUUCAGCUGCUCCAGACAAGCGAAGAGCCAGUGACUCAGGCUGUUGCUUGCAACGAUAUCGCAUGCAUUGUCAAUACCGCACCUCAAUCGGUCACUGUGUUGAACAAGUUAGGAGCAAAGAUCAAGAUUAUGGAGCUUAUGAACUCGGCAGAUCCCGAGGUACGAUACGAGGCCCUUAAAGCUACUCAAGCUCUCAUCGGGCAUAUGUUCGCCUCUUAA
Molecule: messenger RNA, 1293 nt
Organism: Wickerhamiella sorbophila
Lineage: Eukaryota; Fungi; Ascomycota; Dipodascomycetes; Dipodascales; Trichomonascaceae
Product: V-type proton ATPase subunit H
Exons: 1
Coding region: 1-1293 (430 amino acids)
Biological process (GO): proton transmembrane transport
Cellular component (GO): vacuolar proton-transporting V-type ATPase, V1 domain; fungal-type vacuole membrane
Molecular function (GO): proton-transporting ATPase activity, rotational mechanism
Source: RefSeq, a predicted model, not a curated record